This is a messenger RNA of Malurus melanocephalus (red-backed fairy wren), 706 nucleotides long. Its product is annotated as pleckstrin homology-like domain family A member 1. The coding region runs from base 137 to 550 and encodes 137 amino acids. Lineage: Eukaryota; Metazoa; Chordata; Aves; Passeriformes; Maluridae. The record is from RefSeq and is a predicted model, not a curated record. The transcript has 3 exons.
GUUCCAGCAUGGGCUGUUCCUCCCGCAGCCACUGCUGCCUCUCCCUGUGUGUGGAACGCGUGUGGGCCCCGAAAGGCACCGCUGGGAGCCCUGGACAGCAGCUCCUCGGGCAGCUCCGACAGCGACGACGACGACGAUGACAAGGGCAAGGCUGGCACGGAACCCACGGCCACGGGCACGGGCACGGCCACGGAACCCACGGGCACAGCCACGGGCACGGAACCCACGGGCACAGCCACGGGCACAGCCACGGGCACGGCCACGGGCACAGCCACGGGCACGGCCACGGGCACAGCCACGGGCACAGCCACAGCCACGGCCACGGGCACGGCGCGGGAGGCCAGCAAGGACAGGGCAGCUCCCACCAGCGACUCCGUGGGGUCCCUUCCCGCGGCCGAAUCGGCGACGUCCGGAGCCCCCCGAGCCCCGAGCAGCACGGCCACGCACACAGAUGGACACCAGAGAGCGGCCACUGCUGUCACAACUGCCACAGACACGGCCACGAGAGACAGGAACGACGAGGCCUUGCCCUGCACUGAAGCCACGUUGAACGGCCCCGCUUGAUGCCGCCGCCACCUCCCCGGGACGUGUGUGAGCCAGGCCAGGCUGCUCCCUGGUGAUGCAAUUUUGUCAAUUCUUUAUUAUUAUUUUUUUUUUUUUUCAUUUUAAUUUUAUUUUUUAAUAAAUGCUGCAUUGAUGAGAGCGA